Molecule: messenger RNA, 1056 nt
Organism: Fusarium mangiferae
Lineage: Eukaryota; Fungi; Ascomycota; Sordariomycetes; Hypocreales; Nectriaceae
Product: putative zinc-binding oxidoreductase
Exons: 5
Coding region: 1-1056 (351 amino acids)
Molecular function (GO): oxidoreductase activity, acting on NAD(P)H
Source: RefSeq, a predicted model, not a curated record
AUGUCACUCCAACCAUCUGCAGAGGCCCUGAUUACCAGAAUCGACAGUACUGGCACUCUAAGGCUUGUCAAGGAGAAAGUCCCAGUGCCCAAGCCUGGCGAGCACCAGCUUUUGGUCAAAGUGUCUUACGUAGCACAGAAUCCAACAGAUGGCAAGACUCCCUCGCUUCACAACGCCUUUGGUGAUGGCGCCAUCCUGGGCUGCGACUUUGUCGGCGUGGUAGAAGAAAUCGGUCCGAAUGUGACAAGAAUUGCCAAGGGAAAGGCUAUUGCCGGAUUGAUCUGGGGAGGAGAAAUUAAGGGUCUUGGGGGAUACAGCCAGUACACCAUUGCUGAUGAGCGAAUUUGCUUUCUUGUCCCUCAGCAGCUGAGCCCAGAAGCAGCAUCUACCGUUCCCCUCGCGUCAUGCACAGCUCUACUUGGUCUCUUUUCAAAGGGUUGUCUAGCCAUCGACACCAGUGGCGAUGAGAAGCCUGCAGUUCUGAUUUGGGGCGGUAGCUCAAGUGUAGGACUCUACGCGAUCCAAAUUGCGAAAUUGAAUGGACUUCAGGUUGUCACGACCUGCAGUCCAAAGCAUCACGAUCUUGUCAAGCUUUAUGGAGCUGCAGAAGCAUUUGACUAUCGAGACCUGCAGGUGGUUGAGAAGAUUAGACAGGCAGCUCCGGGCCUUCGAUACGUGUUUGAUACUAUCGGAAACACCACCUCCUCCAACACGGCCUCACUCGCAAUCUCUCACCAAGACGGCGUCCUCUGCACUGUCCGUCCCGGCAAAGCUAACACUGAGGAGGUAGCUCCGGGCGUUAGGAUUACUGACGUCCUCGUCUGGACAGCGUUCAUGAAAGAGCAUCGCUAUGGGGAGUUCCACUGGCCGGCUAGUCAAGAGGACCACAAACUUGCUUCGGAUUUCUUUCAGAAAUUACCAAGCCUUUUUACUUCGGGCCAGAUUAAGCCAAACUCCUACAAGCUCUUUGAGAACGGUUUUGAUGAUGUAUGCCAGGGAUUUCAGGAGUACCGCGAUGGUAGCAUCUCAAACUAUAAAAUUGUUUACAAGGUUUAG